Messenger RNA from Salmo salar (Atlantic salmon), 5376 nucleotides. The record is from RefSeq and is a predicted model, not a curated record. Lineage: Eukaryota; Metazoa; Chordata; Actinopteri; Salmoniformes; Salmonidae.
GUUGCAACGUCACAUGAUACAAUGUAGCGGAGAGGCGAGGCGGGAUCACACUGCGGAGUGCACAGACAGGCUGGAAACAAAUGUAACAAGCGAGCGUCAACACCAACGGCUGUCUUUUCCCACCAAAUUAAUUGUCAUCUAACGUCGUAGAAAGCUCGUAGAGGAAGGCCCAGGCGGGGCCGUGGAGUGGCUCAGUACAAGGGUGUGUGUGUUCUCACCGCCACCACCUGUGCCUCUCCUCCCCCCUGGAGAAGGCCAGCAGGAUCAGGAUGUCGGAGGCUAGAGAGCGUAGCCCCCGCCACCAGAGACCCUGGUCAGUGUACCGGGCCAACACCUUUGACCUCUCCUCUGAGAUGAUUGGCCUGGCGCUCGCAGGGAACAGCCAGGAUCCAGAUGAGCCUGUUCUAGAGUUCAGUGUGGCCUGUAAUGAGUUGGUGACCCCAGCUCUGGAGCGGAAACCCAACAGCUUUGUGGCCGUGAGCUGCACCACCCCUCCCCAGGCCUUCUGGACCAAACACGCCCAGACUGAGAUCAUCGAGGGCACCAAUAACCCUAUAUUCCUGAGCAGCAUAGCCUUCUUCCUGGACUCUCUGAUCAACCAGCAGACGCAGGUCAAGCUGUCUGUGUACGACGUCAAAGACCGCUCUCAGGGCACGAUGUAUUUAUUGGGCUCAGCUCUGUUUCCUGUGAAGGAGUUGCUGCAGGAGAAGAACCACAGGUUACACCUGACCCUGAGAUCUGCAGAGAACAAGCACGUGGGGAACAUCACCAUCAUGGCCUGGCAGAUAGAGGAGAAGAGGGACCAGAGGACUCUGCCUGUUGCCAGGUUACCAGACACCAUCAGCGGCAGGACCGUGCUUCCGGUGGAUGAGAGCCUGACAGAAUCCAUGGGUGUCAGAGCCAAAUAUGCAUCUUUAUGCAAAGACACCCUGCUGACAUCAGUGUUUGGAGGAACCAUGUCCAGAAUGUACCGUUUCCCCACCACGGACGGUCACCACCUGCGGGUGCUUGAACAGAUGGCUGAAAGUGUGUUGUCUCUCAACAUCCCCAGACAGUAUGUCAAACUGCUGCUCGAGGAGGACGCUGUCAGGGUUUGUGAGCUGGAGGAGCUGGGAGAGUUGUCACCAUGCUGGGAGAACCUUCGACGACAGAUAGUCACUCAGUACCAGAACAUCAUCCUCGCCUACCAGGAGACUCUCUCUGACCUCACCAACUACACGGGUCCGUCGUUCAAGGCCAGUAACCUGAAGGCAGAGAGGAAGCUGGAGUUCAUACCCACCAACCUUCAUGUCCAGAGGAUGAGGGUGCAGGAUGAGUCUGGCUUUGACCACACGUAUGACGUGGUGACUAUCGGGGCUCCCGCCGCCCACUGCCAGGGCUUCAAGAACAGCGGCCUGCGCAAGCAAAUCACCAAGUUCGAGGAGGCUAAGAAACACGUUUAUGAGGAAGAAUGCAGUGCCCUGUCCAGCUGUCAGUCUAUAGUGUACAUCCCCCAGGACAUUGUCCGGGCCAAGGAGAUCAUCUCCCACAUCAACACCCUGAAGACCCAGGUCAGCUACUAUGCUGAGAGGCUGUCCCGCGCCGCCAAGGACCGCUCUGCCAACGGUCUGGAGAGGACCCUCGCCAUCCUGGCUGAUAAGACUCGCCAGCUGGUGACGGAGUGCGACUGCAAACUGCUGGCCUCGGCCAUCCAGGCGCUGAACGCGGCGCGCCCUGAGUACAUCGCCUCCAAGGCGUCACCCUCCGCCGACGCCACCGAUCAAGUAGUCCUGCGCAACGACCAGGACACGCUGCUGGCCAAGUGGAGCGGAUGCAACAGCCGCUCCUCGCUGCACGUCGACUGGCACGAGGAGGAGUGGGAGAAGGUGUGGGUAAAUGUAGACAAGAGUCUGGAGUGUAUCAUCCAGCGGGUGGACAAACUCCUUCAGAAGGACCGUCUGCCUGGCGACAGCAGCCAGGGGGACACUACCCCAGGUCACCAGCAGGGCGGCAGCAGUAAAAAAGGUAACCAGAGUACCAGGGCAUUCUGGAUCAACCCCGAAUGCAUGACCCAGGAGGAGCCUUCACCAUCACUACCUUCCUCACCAUCAUCAUCAUCAUCCUCCCUCCUGCCUCCUCUCACCCUGAAUCUGACUCAUGCAUGCCCACCCAGCCCUGACGCAAACCCAUAUGGCAGCCCCAGUGGCGAGGAGGCGUUCCCAGGGGAGUGGAGCGAGGCGCUGUACCCUCUCCUCACCACGCUGACAGAGUGUGUGGCUAUGAUGAGUGACAAGGCUAAGAGCUCCAUGGUGUUCCUGUUGAUGCAGGACAGUGCUCCUACCAUCGCCAUGGACCUGUCCCUGCAGUACAGACGAGACGUGGUAUUCUGCCAGACGCUCACUGCCCUCAUCUGUGGCUUCAUCAUCAAGCUGAGGAACUGUCUCCGUGACGAUGGCUUCCUCAGGCAGCUCUACACCAUCGGCCUGCUGGCCCAGUUUGAGUCUCUGCUCAGCACCUACGGUGAGGAGCUGUCCAUGUUGGAGGACAUGUCGGUUGGCAUCAUGGACCUACGGAACGUCACCUUCAAGGUGACCCAGGCAACCUCCAGCUCCUCCCCCGACAUGCUGCCGGUCAUCACCGGCAACCGGGAUGGCUUCAACGUCCGCAUCCCGUUGCCGGAGACCAUGUUUGACGCUUUGCCGCGGGAGAUCCAGAACGGCAUGCUGCUGCGUGUCCAGCCGGUGCUCUUCAACGUGGGAAUCAACGAACAGCAGACGCUGGCAGAGAAGUUUGGAGACACGUCUCUGCAGGAGAUCAUUAACCUAGAGAGUCUGGCCAGACUCAACUCCUACUAUCAACAGUUCAAGGAGGUCCUACCUGAGGACUGCCUGCCCAGGUCCCGUUCCCAGACGUGUCUACCAGAACUGCUGAGGUUCCUGGGACAGAACGUCCACGCCAGGAAGAACAAGAACGUAGACAUCCUGUGGCAGGCAGCAGAGAUCUGUCGUCGUCUGAACGGCGUACGUUUCACCAGCUGUAAGAGCGCUAAGGACCGCACGGCCAUGUCCGUCACCCUGGAGCAGUGUCUGAUCCUACAGCACGAACAUGGCAUGGCCCCACAGGUCUUCUCCCAGGCCCUCGACUGCAUGCGCAGUGAGGGCUGCAGACGGGAGAAUACCAUGAAGAACGUGGGAUGUCGCAAGUAUGCUUUUAACUGUCUGCAGCUCAAGGCCUUCCCCAAACAUUACAGGCCCCCCGACGGAACGUUUGGGAAGGUUGAGACUUGAUUUGGAUCAUAAUCUACUCUAUUGUAAUGGGGACAGCAACGACAACGGCAGCAUAAAAAAAUGAAUCAUUGGUUAGAUGGUCUUCAACCUACGGUAGUUGGGGAAGUCCUGUGGUAAAUAGCUGUGCACUGAAUCGAUGCAUAUUUUCCAUUUCAAAGACGAAUAUCAGAAACUAUGGAAUGGGGAAAAUGUCAAACCACUACUGGUUGAGAAACGAUAUACAAUUUAUUCAGACCACACAUGCAUACCUUUUCUAGAUUGUUCUGAAGUUGUAGAUAAGUCAGGUGGGACUAGUAACUACACUGUCUGGUUACAUCACGUUUUUAGGUUAGUCAAGAUACAGCAAGGAGGUCUUUUCCCUGAAAAGACAGUCACUGAUUCUUUACCGCUAUACACAGUGAGGACUUUUAUUUCUUUUCAGAGCCUCAGGCAAUCUAUAGGUCACCAAAGGUUCAUCCUAGGACAAUGCUACUUCAUGCUGACUAUGUUCAAAGUUGUCUCUCAACCCAUAGUUAACAUGUAAACUGGGAUUCGUACAUUUGGUUGGCGUCAUUGGCCAGAGCCUAUGCAUUUCAGAGUUCUCAUUUAGGGAGUGUUUUACGUAUGGACUACACAUUGUGGAGGUCAAGCCAGUCUGAUGGACUUGAUGAAGGAUUCCUUCCCCACGUGGCUUUAGCAGUACUCUAAUCCUGUAGAGCAGGGGUUCUUUCAACGUUUUCAGCUCCAGAACUAAAUAAGAAAUUGACCAUCCUCCUGUGACCCAAAUGGUUCACCAGCGACCCAAAGGAAGACGAAAUAGUGCGUGAUUAGAGAUGUAUUCUCAUAACUCACGACCCACCUUUUGCAUGCCCAGGGCCCACUUUGGAACCCGACCCAUAGUUUAAGAAACCCUGUAGAGAGAUGUCCCACAGACUGCAAUGGCAACCCAAGACCAACCAGAGCUUUCAGUGUCUGAUGCGUACCUCACCCAUGUACUGUUUCCUAUUUCAUAUCUGUAACGCCUGCGUUCAACUUCUUUGCCAAAUGAAGGGUUGUGAUUGUGAAUGGAUUUAGCUGUGUGGCAUUAUCUGGCAGCUCACUGAAGUCUUAGCACUGUCUUAAAGGGAUAGUUUGGGAUUUUGGCACGAGUUCACCCGGGAGUCGGGUGAAGUUAGCAUUGGCUUGCGAAACUACCUCUAACUAGCUUAGCACAAAGAGGGCCUCAUUGCCAAAAUCCUGAACUAUUCCUUUAAGACUUAAAGAGGAAUAUGAAAAAGCUAUGAAUGUUCUAGAAAGAUCCACUUCCCUCUUUUACCAAGUUAAUUUCUGGAAAAAGUUGGGUUUGAGGGUAGCAAAUGAAACAUAAUACAUUAUGUAACAUUGGCUUGUAAAGGAAAUUGUUUAGAUUAUUUUCUGUUCUAGUAUUGAACCAUGUAAAGACCAGUAGUAAACCAUUUAAACACCCAAGAAGCACUUUUCUUUCAGAUCAUUUUCUGCAUUUGUUGCACUGUUAUUUUAGGAUUGUCUUGUUGGUAGGCGUUGUUGACCAGGGUAAAAAUAAAUAGUCAGUAAAAUUGUUAUCGGUAUGGGAGUUACAUUGUACGUUAAUCUGAAACUGUGCUGCUCAACAACAUUUGUCAAGUCUAUUUUCACCACGAGCGGCAAUGUCGACUUCCUUUUUUGCAACAUUUAAUGAGAUUGCAAUUUGAUACACAUUUGAGCCAGAGGAGACUUGAUCUGACAAAUGAGUCGUGUGUGUAUGUAUCAAAGCUUCACAUAUGUUUGCUUUUCAACAGGCACCUCUGUACUGCACACGACAGGAUUUACACACAAACUCAACUGUGAGAUGCAGUUUGUGUACAUUUAGUGUGUUUACUGUAGUGUCUUUAAUGUUAAUAAAUAUUUUUAGUAUUAUUGGAAACAUAUUUUGCUAUCUGCAGACUUUAUUUUGCAUUUAUGUACUAUACUAUAGGGUAUAAUUCAAGCGUUGGGAUUGGAUUUGUAUUUCUUUCUAUUGUAAUGAGCGCAUAUCUUGUAUCCUGCACAAAGAGGAUAUCUGUAUAGGCCUGACUGUUGCUUUAGAUGAAGCUUUCAUCAAUAUCUGACGCUAAUAAAAGAAUGUUCAACGUCA